Linum tenue is the source of this 1550-nucleotide messenger RNA. The record is from the annotation of a GenBank genome assembly. Lineage: Eukaryota; Viridiplantae; Streptophyta; Magnoliopsida; Malpighiales; Linaceae.
UCUCCUCAUUCUUGUGCUGGUUAUUAUCUUCUCUUCUUCUUUUGGCUUUCCGCGGCUUGGCCAACUUUUAUCAGUCUUCCUCUGGGGAUUUGAGCAGACAAGCCGACAGUGUAGGCAGUCGACGUGCUCGCUUGUUCUUUUUUUUCCUUCUUCCCUUUUUUUUUUCUCUCCUUUUUCCCAGAAAGCGGUUGUUUGGUUUUUUGGACGGGGUUCAAUUCCCGAGGAUCCAGAUAUAUCUCAUCAAAACCUACACCGGGGGGAUUGUUUGUAGCCUUGGUUUUUAUGUUCUUGUCUCGAUCUAUACCUAGAAAAAGCUUCACCGCCGACGUACGUGGGAUCCAUCCGGCCAGCCAGCCCCGCCUCCGGUGGUUUUCGCUGCCCGGCCGGCCGAUCGUUGAAGUAGAACGACUACAGCUGGUCAGGCAAAGAAAGCGAGAUCGAUCAGGAUGAACACUAGUAGCAGCACGUUUUGCGCAGUCCCACCUGGGUUCCGGUUCCACCCGACGGACGAAGAGCUCGUUGACUACUACCUCAGGAAGAAAGUCAACUCCCGGAGGAUCGACCUUGACGUCAUCAAAGACGUCGACCUUUACAAGAUCGAGCCGUGGGACCUUCAAGAGCUGUGCAGAAUAAUAGGGAGCGAGGAGCAGAGCGAGUGGUAUUUCUUCAGCCACAAGGACAAGAAGUACCCGACGGGGACGAGGACCAACAGGGCGACGACGGCCGGGUUCUGGAAGGCGACGGGGAGGGACAAGGCUAUCUACACGAAGAACGAGCUGAUCGGGAUGCGGAAGACCCUCGUUUUCUACAAGGGUCGUGCUCCAAAUGGCCAGAAGUCCGACUGGAUCAUGCACGAGUACCGCCUCGAGACCGACGAGAACGCCGCUCCCCAGGCAAGUGUGUGUAAAAUCAUACAGGAAGAAGGGUGGGUUGUAUGUCGGGUGUUCAAGAAGAAGAUCACAACAAUGAGAAAGAUAAGCGACCACGACUCCUCACUCUGCUGGUACGACGACCAACUCUCCUCCUUCAUGCAAGACAACCUCGACUCCCCCAACUCCCUCUCCCACCAGCCUCCGCCGCCGGCGCCACCGUACCACCACGGCGGCGGCUUCCCAUACACCACCACCACCACCACCAAGAAAGAGCAUCUUCCCACCACCGACCUCCUCUUCCCAUCCCUCCCACACGACCCCAACCAAUACUUCCUCCAGCUCCCGCUCCUCCAAACCCCACCGCCGGCCACGUCAUCGCCGCCGCCGUCAUCCUACGGUCUAGACGUGAACACGCUGCAUUCUUCACGUCAGCACCACCACCAAAGCUUGAGGUCCAUCUUUGGAAUCGACGGCGGCGGUGAUCACCAGAAGCAGCAGCAAGAUGGAGUGGUGGAUUCGGUGACGGAUUGGAGGGUGCUUGAUAAGUUUGUAGCUUCCCAACUUAGCCAUGAUGAUCAAGUGGGCGGCGGCGGCAGGAAUGUUGAUAAUGCGGCGGCGCCGUCGGCGUCCAGCCCUACUACAACUACUGGGAGCAGUCAGAUCGAUCUGUGGAAAUGA